Messenger RNA from Brassica napus (rape), 2514 nucleotides. RefSeq names its product subtilisin-like protease SBT5.1. NCBI's taxonomy places the organism in Eukaryota, Viridiplantae, Streptophyta, Magnoliopsida, Brassicales, Brassicaceae. Gene Ontology annotation, biological process: proteolysis. The coding region runs from base 109 to 2463 and encodes 784 amino acids. The record is from RefSeq and is a predicted model, not a curated record. The transcript has 9 exons. Gene Ontology annotation, molecular function: serine-type endopeptidase activity.
CUUGUGAAAUUAUAUAUUUUUGUGGUAGGGACUACUACGAGAUAUUCAUAGAACAUUUACCUGGAAACAUUAGGAAACACUAAGAACCAAACUGGAAGCAUUUUUAUCAUGUGUCUUGAAGUUCAGGAAAUGACUAGAUGCCUCAGAGCCACCUUCAUCUUAUUUGUGUUUCUUCUUGUAAUCCAAAAUUGUGAAUCUGAAACAAGUAAGUCAGGAGACUAUAUCAUAUACAUGGGAGCAGCAUCCGCAGAUGAAUCAACAGGCAAUGACCACCAUAUUGACCUUAUGAGCACAAUGUUAAAGCGGAGCGGGAAAACUCCCAUGCACAGAUACAAACAUGGAUUCUCUGGAUUCGCAACCCAUUUAUCAGAAGAUGAAGCACGUCUCAUGGCCGAGCAACCAGGAGUAGUAUCUGUCUUUCCUGAUCAGAUGUUACCUCUCCACACAACUCGUUCAUGGGACUUCUUGGUUCAAGAAAGUUAUCAAAAAGAGAGUACUUACUUCACUGAAAUGAACUCUCAGCCAGAGUUAGACGUGGCAGUAGGAGACACCAUUAUCGGCUUCAUUGAUUCAGGAAUCUGGCCUGAGUCAGAGAGUUUCAACGACAUGCACAUGCAACCAGUACCAGAUAGAUGGAAAGGCACAUGCAUGAGAGGGAAGAAGACAGAACCUGAUGCUUUCCGUUGCAAUAGGAAACUAAUUGGAGCAAGGUACUACAAUUCCUCGUUCCUCCUAGACCCGGACUAUGAAACACCACGAGACUUCUUGGGACAUGGGACACACGUGGCAUCAAUAGCAGCAGGGAGAACAAUCUCUGAUGCAUCCUACUAUGGCCUGGCAGGAGGUAUCAUGAGAGGAGGAUCACCAACUUCAAGAAUAGCUAUGUACAGAGCCUGCUCACUCCUUGGCUGCCGUGGCUCCAGCAUACUAGCAGCAUUUGAUGAUGCCAUUGCGGAUGGAGUUGAUAUUAUAUCGAUAUCUAUGGGAUUAUUUAUAGACAAUUUGCUUGAAGAUCCGCUUUCCAUCGGUUCAUUUCAUGCUGUGGAAAGAGGGAUCACGGUUGUUUGCUCUGCAGGUAAUCUUGGCCCUUCGGGUCAGUCCGUGGUUAAUGCUGCUCCAUGGAUGAUCACUGUUGGUGCAAGUACUAUUGACCGUGGCUUUGAGUCUAACAUUCUUCUGGGAGGACUAGAUAACAUCAGAUUGAUCAAGGGGGCUGGAAUAAAUAUAGCCAACAUUGAUAGAACUCAGUCUUACCCUAUUAUACAUGCAAGAUCAGCCAAGAAGAUUGGUGCUAAUGAGAAAGCUGCUAGGAACUGUGCGGGUAACACGAUGAACAGAACCAUAGUUGAGGGUAAGAUAGUAGUGUGUGACAAUGAUUAUGGUAACCAGGCGAUUCAAUGGAAAAGCGAAGAGGUUAAAAGACUUGGUGGUACUGGUGUGAUAGUUAUUGACGACAAGUCAAUGGAUCUCUCUUAUAUAGACCCCUCCUUUCUAGUAACAAUAGUAAAACCAGUGGAUGGACUAGAAAUCAUGUCCUACAUAAACUCAACAAGAGAACCAAUUGCAAUGAUCAUGCCAACAAGAUCAAGAACAGGACAUGAAUUAGCACCAUCCAUACCAUCCUUCUCAUCAAGAGGUCCUUACUUGCUUACCAGAAGCAUCCUCAAGCCUGAUAUUGCAGCUCCAGGGGUCAACAUACUAGCAUCAUGGCUAAUAGGUGACUUAAAUGCCGCACCACAAGGCAAAGAACCGCCACUUGUCAACAUCGAAUCAGGGACUUCAAUGUCAUGUCCCCAUGUCUCAGGGAUAGCCGCUCGUCUCAAAUCUGAAAACCCUUCAUGGAGUCCUGCAGCAAUAAGAUCCGCUAUCAUGACAACAGCCGUGCAAAUAACCAACACAGGAUCACAUAUAACUACAGAAACAGGAGACAAAGCCACACCUUAUGACUUUGGUGCUGGUCAGGUUACCAUAUUUGGACCUUCGUCACCUGGACUGGUUUACGAAACCAAUCAAAUAGACUACCUGAACUUCCUCUGCUAUGUCGGCUUCACUUAUGAUCAGAUCAAAAGGAUAUCAACCCGUAUACCACAAGGCUUUGCUUGUCCUGUACAAAGCAGCAAGGGAGACAUAUCUGACAUCAACUACCCAUCAAUCUCAGUUUCGAACUUCAAUGGAGAAGAAAGCAGAAGGGUAAGCAGGACAGUGACUAACGUAGCAUCACGCCUCAUUGGAGAGGAAGAUACUGUCUACAACGUGAGCAUCAAUGCACCAAAAGGGUUACGAGUCAGAGUGAUACCAAGAAGUCUACACUUCAAGAAUAUAGGAGAUACGCUAAGAUACCAAGUGAUCUUUUCAUCUUCUACAUCCACACUUAAAGAAGAUGCGUUUGGUUCAAUCACAUGGUCUAAUGGAAUGUACAGAGUUAGAAGUCCGUUCGUUGUAACAAGCAAAGCUGAUAUAUAAUAUGUUUUUCAUAAAACCAUAUAAUAAAAGAGAAAUAAGGUUUGUUACACA